AACAUCUCCACACAUUUUGUCACUUUUCUCUAGUGUCAGAUCAGAUUGACAGUGAUUUAAAGAGAGAGAGAAAGACGUAUUUUCAUGCAUUUCUCUGUCUUGAAGAGCCCAAACCCCUGCAUUUCAAGUAAUCUAACGAAUCCAACCUGCCGAGAGAGAAGAAGUCACGGUCCUCCAGGAUCCUCUAUCAGGACCCGUCAGUCUCAAUCUCCCCCUGGCCUUCUCAGGUGGGUUCACUUAGACACAUCAAACAGGCUUACACCCAAAACAAAAUAGAAUAAGAUAUUACAACUCGUGUAAUUGUGAUUGUUAAAAAUGUUAAGCUUUGUUAAUUGUUUAAAAAAGAAACUACCUGGCUGUACGUGGUUCCAAAGUUCGUCUGCAGUGCAUUUUCCCUAGAUAUGGACAGCACAACAGGAUUCGCCCGGACCCCUGUCAAUCACAACCACACCAACAGCAGCUGUUCCCGUGACAAUGUGCUGAAGACUGUGGUGUUUCCUGUUCUCUACUCCCUCCUCUUCCUGUUGGGCCUGUCCCUUAACGGCCUGGCAGUGUGGGUGUUCUUCAGCAUCCCCAGCCGCUCCCACUUCAUCAUCUACCUCAAGAACAUUGUGGUGGCCGACGUCCUCAUGACCCUCACCUUCCCCUUCAAGGUGCUGUCUGACUCCAACAUGGCGUCCGUGGGUCUGCGUGUCUUCGUCUGUCGUGUCUCCUCUGUGCUCUUCUAUCUCACCAUGUACAUCAGCAUCCUCUUCUUUGGCCUCAUCAGCAUCGACCGCUGCAGGAAGACCCUCCAGCCUUUCAAGGGAACCAACGCGGCUCGUCUGUCCCACAGGAAACUGCUCUCUGGGGUUAUCUGGUGCUCCCUGCUGGCCCUCUCCCUGCCCAACAUGGUCCUGACCAGCCGCAGCCCCACCUCAGUCUACUUCAAGUGCAGUGAUCUGAAGACGGCGGCUGGGCUGCAUUGGCAUGAGGUGGUCAACCAUGUGUGCCAGGUCAUCUUCUGGGGCAACCUGGUGACGGUGAUAGUGUGUUAUGCCCUCAUCACCAAAGAGCUGUACAGUUCCUACGCCCGCGCCAACGCUUACCGUGCUGGUGGAGCCAGCAGAGCUGGUACUGGUAAAGGGCAGCGCCAGCCCCAGAGAAAGACUGUGAGUUCAAACGUCUUCCUGGUGCUGGCUGUGUUCUUUGUGUGUUUCGUGCCGUUCCACUUCUCUCGCGUGCCGUACACCAUGAGCCAGACCCGGGGACGCAUGUUUGACUGUAACCUCAAGCUGUUCUUCUUCCAAUUAAAAGAGAGUACACUCUGGCUGUCCUCCCUCAACUCCCUCCUGGACCCUCUCAUCUACUUCUUCCUGUGUAAGUCCUUCAGGACCACCCUGUUCAAAACGCUCCGUCUCCCACCUGGGACCUGUAGCUGGCUCACUGGGAGAGGGCCGGACCCCAACACAGGCAGUACCCCUCUGGGAGACUCCUCUGCUUGUCUGUAGCGAACUAAAGCGCUCUUCUGAAGGACUUCCAUGUAUUGUGGUCUGAUGAAUGUUUCACAGAGGAUCAUACUGCCCUCUACUGGAAGGCUGACGGAAACAUCAACUGUGUAUUGAUUGUAGCUCUGUCUGGGCAAUGGAAAGAGUAGAGUAGGAAACUCUGCACAGACCAGUGAUAAUUACAAUAAUAUGCAAACCAGUCUGUAACACCAGUCUGUAACACUAGUCUGUAACACCAGUCUGUAACAUUUUGUAGAAUGUCAUAACCCCCUCUAAACGUCACCAUAACCUCAUGCCAAAGGAAAUCACCUAAUCACCAUGUCUCUCUCAUAACAGCUUAGUUCCCCAUACCGGCAUUCUGCUUUGACCUCGUUAUUUUUUAGGCUUCAGGAACUGAAACAAGAGAUACAGUGCCUUGCGAAAGUAUUCGGCCCCCUUCAACUUUGCAAACUUUUGCCACAUUUCAGGCUUCAAACAUAAAGAUAUAAAACUGUAUUUUUUUGUGAAGAAUCAACAACAAGUGGGACACAAUCAUGAAGUGGAACGACAUUUAUUGGAUAUUUCAAACUUUUUUAACAAAUCAAAAACUGAAAAAUUGGGCGUGCAAAAUUAUUCAGCCCCCUUAAUUAAGUUAAUACUUUGUAGCGCCAACUUUUGCUGCGAUUACAGCUGUAAGUCGCUUGGGGUAUUUUAUCCCAUUCCUCCUUGCAAAACAGCUCGAGCUCAGUGAGGUUGGAUGGAGAGCAUUUGUGAACAGCAGUUUUCAUUUCUUUCCACAGAUUCUCGAUUGGAUUCAGGUCUGGACUUUGACUUGGCCAUUCUAACACCUGGAUAUGUUUAUUUUUGAACCAUUCCAUUGUAGAUUUUGCUUUAUGUUUUGGAUCAUUGUCUUGUUGGAAGACAAAUCUCCGUCCCAGUCUCAGGUCUUUUGCAGACUCCAUCAGGUUUUCUUCCAGAAUGGUCCUGUAUUUGGCUCCAUCCAUCUUCCCAUCAAUUUUAACCAUCUUCCCUGUCCCUGCUGAAGAAAAGCAGGCCCAAACCAUGAUGCUGCCACCACCAUGUUUGACAGUGGGGAUAGGGUGUUCAGGGUGAUGAGCUGUGUUGCUUUUACACCAAACAUAACGUUUUGCAUUGUUGCCAAAAAGUUCCAUUUUGGUUUCAUCUGCCCAGAGCACCUUCUUCCACAUGUUUGGUGUGUCUCCCAGGUGGCUUGUGGCAAACUUUAAACGACACUUUUUAUGGAUAUCUUUAAGAAAUGGCUUUCUUCUUGCCACUCUUCCAUAAAGGCCAGAUUUGUGCAAUAUACGACUGAUUGUUGUCCUAUGGACAGAGUCUCCCACCUCAGCUGUAGAUCUCUGCAGUUCAUCCAGAGUGAUCAUGGGCCUCUUGGCUGCAUCUCUGAUCAGUCUUCUCCUUGUAUGAGCUGAAAGUUUAGAGGGACGGCCAGGUCUUGGUAGAUUUGCAGUGGUCUGAUACUCCUUCCAUUUCAAUAUUAUCGCUUGCACAGUGCUCCUUGGGAUGUUUAAAGCUUGGGAAAUCUUUUUGUAUCCAAAUCCGGCUUUAAACUUCUUCACAACAGUAUCUCAGACCUGCAUGGUGUGUUCCUUGUUCUUCAUGAUGCUCUCUGCGCUUUUAACGGACCUCUGAGACUAUCACAGUGCAGGUGCAUUUAUACGGAGACUUGAUUACACACAGGUGGAUUGUAUUUAUCAUCAUUAGUCAUUUAGGUCAACAUUGGAUCAUUCAGAGAUCCUCACUGAACUUCUGGAGAGAGUUUGCUGCACUGAAAGUAAAGGGGCUGAAUAAUUUUACACGCCCAAUUUUUCAGUUUUUGAUUUGUUAAAAAAGUUUGAAAUAUCCAAUAAAUGUCGUUCCACUUCA
Molecule: messenger RNA, 3368 nt
Organism: Oncorhynchus keta (chum salmon)
Lineage: Eukaryota; Metazoa; Chordata; Actinopteri; Salmoniformes; Salmonidae
Product: P2Y purinoceptor 12-like
Exons: 3
Coding region: 402-1490 (362 amino acids)
Biological process (GO): G protein-coupled receptor signaling pathway
Cellular component (GO): membrane
Molecular function (GO): G protein-coupled purinergic nucleotide receptor activity
Source: RefSeq, a predicted model, not a curated record